AUGCCACGAUUUGGGAUUUCCUUUUUCCCUGGAUGCUGUUCUUCUCCUCCUGGCUGGCUUCAGGAGGAGACUGCUGUGCCUGUUUUAAGCCUGAGACUGAGCUUUCCAGGUGAUCUGAGCUCAGGCCAGCGGAGGAGGAGCUGGGCUGCAGGAAGGCUCUUGCAGAGGGCAGUGCCUGGUGUGGGUGGCAUCCACGUGAGAGCAGAUUUCCACCCAAAGGAAAAUAUCUAUGGAAAAAAUCUGGAGAAGAAACACCAAUGCAGAACUGGGUGUGCUGAGGAAAAUUCAGCAUCUGAACAUCACCUUCCCUGGCAGAAGAGUCCUGAGGAGGGGUUUGAGUUCAGGGGUUGUGCCCAAGCAUUCAAGGCAGUGUCUCUCCUGGACCAGAGGGAGCUCCAGCAGGGCAGAGGAGCACGGCAGGGCUGUAGCCUUCACCUACAACUGCAGAACCCAACUGAGGAGGAAAAUCUGCUCUCUGCUGCUUUCUGGGUGCCUGGUCCAGCUCCUGGUGCAGGGCUGAGAGGAGGGAAGGAUGAACUGGCAAAUCCCUGGAGUGGAGGGCGAGCCCAGUGUCUCCCAGUACAGGCAAAAAUUACAAUCAAACCCCCCCACCAAAAAAUCUGGGAUAAUUCCAUAGGAUAUAUGUACAAGUUCUAUCUCAGCCUGGCUUUGGAUCAUUAAGUACCUUCUGCUUUGGGUUUUGCUUUGGCUGAAGUCAUGAAAUGAAAAAUCUGAAGCAUU
Messenger RNA from Vidua macroura (Pin-tailed whydah), 741 nucleotides. RefSeq lists its product as uncharacterized. The transcript has 7 exons. The record is from RefSeq and is a predicted model, not a curated record. Lineage: Eukaryota; Metazoa; Chordata; Aves; Passeriformes; Viduidae. Bases 1 to 681 code for a protein of 226 amino acids.